AGAAAGCCUGCUAGUCAGAAAACCACAUCUGUCACCAGGAAGACCUACUUCAAUGUGCCAAGCAGGGUACUGAACAAACCUACUGAAGUACUGCACAUGACUACGAAGAUUUUUAAAGCUGAUCCUAUGUGGUUGGUUGAAAAGAUCUGUCUAUCAGUAGAGAAAACCAAUCUGCUCCUUCCUGCGAUGGAAUACAGCAUCAAAAUUAGAAACAUGUUUGGAGAAAAAGCUUCUGCUGAUAAAGCCAAGAAAGCUACCCUGUGUCCCAACAUCAUCACUCCAGACACCAUUCCUGAGUUCUGCAUCCCACCUAAAAUCUCAAGUCCAUUGGAAGUGAAGACUGUGGAGCAAGGAAAGCCAACUCCAUGCAUCAUGGUUUCUUGCAGUGAAAGUUGCAGCUCAAAGAGUGAGAUUCCCUUCCGAGAACUGAUCAAUAGUCACAUCAUCCAAGUCGAGAGUGUGGAUGAUGGGCCAUGCAACAAAGGUUGUAGUGAUGAGGAUAACACCAAUGCAGACCCCCAGAGCCAGGCCGCUCUCUCUUUGCCCCACUUGGCCAAAGCCCAGACGUGCUAUGGCUUCUGCACACUGCUAGAGAGCCCACACACCAGAAGGAAGGAGUCCCUGUUCCACAAUGAUCCCAAUUCCUGUGGGAUUCCACUGCUUCUGUCUAGGAGCAGGUCUGAUAUAUGCUCCAGAUCUUCUUCAUCUCCUGUUUUCCCAGCCUCCACCUCACCCUCCUCCUUCAGUCUGAACAACUUCACCUCUAGACUGACACGGAAGAGCUUUGGUCUGCACAGGCAAGGCACGCAGGACAGUGACACCACCUCCUCAGCUGAAUCCUCACCAUUCAGCUCUCCUCUCCUGGCCAGAUCAUUACCUAAACCUUCUCUUUUCAAAACCCUCAGCCAUGAGAAGCUACUCUCCUAUAAUAUCCAGAAGACCACUGUUUCCAGGAACAACUCCCUGUCAACGGAUGAAGCCAGCUCCACAGAUAACAGCCCUAACGUCAUGAGGAGAUCAUCAGAGGUACUCAUAGAACCUCUUUCCUCAAGCUUUGGCCUGGCACCUCCUGCCAUCUUCCCCUUGGACUUGGUUCUGCACAGGGAACUGGUGAUGAAGGAAAGCCUGGUGCCAGUAGGAAGGGAUGGGACCCUGCGUCUUUCAGCAGAAUACUGUCCAGAGAACCAGAGACUCCGGGUCCGACUCAUCAGCGCUGAGGGGCUGUACUCUCUCUCUGUGGAACCUAAGAGCAUAAACUGCAGCAUCAGUCUUUCCCUAAUGCCUGGGAAAUUCCAGAAACAGCGUAGCACUGUCAUUAGGAAGAGCCGUAAUCCAAUCUUCAAUGAGGACUUUUUCUUUGAUGGCAUAACUGAGGAGGACCUCAGCCACUGGUCACUGAGAUUUAAAGUAGUCAACAAAAUGUCCACCAUGAAAAGAGACUAUAUUUUGGGCACUUGUGAUCUUCCUCUGACUUGUAUUGUCAAUGUUUAA
Messenger RNA from Neoarius graeffei (lesser salmon catfish), 1491 nucleotides. RefSeq names its product C2 calcium dependent domain containing 4A (gene c2cd4a). The transcript has 2 exons. Lineage: Eukaryota; Metazoa; Chordata; Actinopteri; Siluriformes; Ariidae. The record is from RefSeq and is a predicted model, not a curated record. The coding region runs from base 97 to 1491 and encodes 464 amino acids.